This is a messenger RNA of Pestalotiopsis fici W106-1, 1236 nucleotides long. RefSeq lists its product as uncharacterized. The coding region runs from base 1 to 1236 and encodes 411 amino acids. Lineage: Eukaryota; Fungi; Ascomycota; Sordariomycetes; Amphisphaeriales; Sporocadaceae. Gene Ontology annotation, cellular component: nucleotide-excision repair factor 1 complex. Gene Ontology annotation, molecular function: damaged DNA binding. The record is from RefSeq and is a predicted model, not a curated record. Gene Ontology annotation, biological process: nucleotide-excision repair involved in interstrand cross-link repair; base-excision repair; UV-damage excision repair. The transcript is spliced from 2 exons.
AUGCCGCGUCCUUCGACGCCGCCAAAAACGGCGCCCCCCACCAAGGCAGCCGUCUCGCCUCCCACACCCGAAGUUACUCGUCGCAUCGAGGAGAAUCGGCUGAAAGCCAAGGCACGGCGCGCUCAGCACGAUGCCGAAUUGAAAGCUGCUGGAACCCCUUCGCUACCACGCACCUCUUCUGGCUUUGUGGCCACUGACGACAUUCACAUUCCAAACACGCGCAAACGGACACACGAUGAGAUAGCGUCGAUUCGCAAUACUCCAUCAGUAAGCCGUGAUGGGCGCAUCAACGGCGCAUCUCCAGCAAAGACAGGUGCAUCACAGUCAGAAAAUCCAGACUCGGGAGCGAUACAGCCUGCGAAGAAGUUCACCAAGUUUGUAGACUACGACUUUGACAAGAUUACAGAUACAAAAGGUGGAUUCCUGAGUGCCGAAGAUGACCCUUGGAACAAGGCAAUGAGCGGCGGCCCGGCAAAAGGUGGAAAGCCCGGGCAACCUGCGGACGGAGGCGAAGAGAAGCCAAAGGGCAUGACAGAGGCGGAAUGGGAGCGGCUGCAAAUUCUCCGGAAAUUGCGCCGUCAAAAGGCUGGACCCUACGAGCCAGGUCUCAGUGUCAUCACCGCAGCAGAUCGCAAGAAAUGCCGUGAAUGCAACAGCAUGGAGAUUGACUUUGUCUGGGAUGAGGUCUUUGGCAUAUCCGUGUGUAACAAAUGCAAGGAAGCGGCACCAGAGAAAUACAGCUUGUUGACCAAGACGGAGGCCAAGGAGGACUAUCUACUUACGGACCCAGAACUACGCGACGAGGAACUCCUGCCCCACCUCAGCCGACCAAACCCUCACAAAAGUCACUGGCACGACAUGAUGCUGUUUCUGCGAUGCCAGGUUGAGGAGUAUGCUUUUUCAGACAAGAAAUGGGGCAGCGCAGAGGCCUUGGAUGCCGAAUUCGAAAAGAGAGAAGCUGAAAAGAAGAGAAGAAAAGAAGAAAAAUUCAAAUCCAAGUUGCUGGACCUGAAGAAGCGGACCCGGACCGAUGCAUAUCGGAGAGAGCACGGCAAGCUUGGGUCCGGCGCAGGGAUUGGUAAAAGGACGGAUGGUGAGAAGGCCAAGUUUGGAGACAAUGUGCCAAAUAUGGGACGGCACGUACAUGAAUGGGGCAGAGAAAUAGAGAACGAAGAGGGCAUGACUGUCAGGACUUGCACGUCAUGUGGCAUGGAAGUUGAAGAGUUGGAGUUUUGA